Molecule: messenger RNA, 1011 nt
Organism: Nannospalax galili (Upper Galilee mountains blind mole rat)
Lineage: Eukaryota; Metazoa; Chordata; Mammalia; Rodentia; Spalacidae
Gene: Npbwr2
Product: neuropeptides B and W receptor 2
Exons: 1
Coding region: 1-1011 (336 amino acids)
Biological process (GO): neuropeptide signaling pathway
Cellular component (GO): membrane; neuron projection
Molecular function (GO): neuropeptide binding; neuropeptide receptor activity
Source: RefSeq, a predicted model, not a curated record
AUGCAGGUUGCUGGGUGCCCAGAAUUCUCCAACAGCAGAGGCUACUGCUUCCCCACUACCAUGGACACCAACUUGUCCCAGGACAAUGGUACUCAGCUCAACACCACCUUCCCUGAGCCACUGCCUAUGCUCCAUAUACUCCUGCCAACUGUGUACUCCAUGAUCUGUGUGGUGGGACUGACUGGCAACUCGGCUGUCAUUUAUGUGAUCCUGAGGGCACCCAAGAUGAAGACAGUGACCAAUGUGUUUGUCCUGAAUCUAGCCAUCGCUGAUGUGCUCUUUGUGCUUGUGCUCCCAGCCAACAUUGCUGAGCACCUGCUGCAGCGCUGGCCCUUUGGGGAGUCAUUCUGUAAACUGGUGCUGACCAUUGACCACUACAACAUCUUCUCCAGCAUCUACUUCCUGGCUGUGAUGAGUGUGGACCGCUACCUGGUGGUGCUGGCCACUGUGCAAUCUCGCCGACUGUCCAGGCGCACCCAGCGAGGGGCAAAGGUUGCCAGCCUAUGUGUCUGGCUGGGUGUCACCAUCAUAGUCCUGCCCUUCUUCUCCUUUGCCCGAGUCUACAGCAAUGAGUUACAGGUACCCAGCUGUGGGUUGAGUUUCCCAAGGCCUGAGUGGGCCUGGUUCCAAGCCAGCCGCAUCUACACAUUUGUUCUGGGCUUUGCAGUGCCUGUGUCUACAAUCUGCGUGUUAUAUGUAGACCUGCUGCGUAGGCUGCGUUCCAUGAGGCUCCACUCUGGUGCCAAGGCUCUAGGCAAGGCCAAGCGGAAGGUGACUGUCCUGGUCCUCACUGUGCUAGCUGUAUGCCUUCUCUGCUGGACGCCCUUCCACCUGGCCUCUGUGGUGGCCCUGACCACAGACAUGCCCCAGACAUCCCUGGUCAUUGGCAUCUCUUAUGCCAUCACCAGCCUCAGCUAUGCCAAUUCAUGCCUCAACCCCUUCCUGUAUGCAUUCCUGGAUGACAACUUCCGCAAGAAUUUCCGCACCACAGUCCUGUGUCAGGAGGCCUGA